CUCCCACACCACGCGGCGAAGCGAACGCUCACAGCCUCGACACCUUCUUCCUCUGUUUGAAAAGUCACCGACUAAUAAUGUCGCACUCACUCACUCACUCUCUCACUCUCUCUAUCUCUCUGAGUUCAUUGAAUUCUCUCACUUCUCCCUGCCUGAGUUAUAUCGCCAAGUUUAUAUGAGCCUUCUUGCUCUUUGAGAGGACAUUUACAAUUACAAAGAACCCACCAAUGUCUUCGCUGUCAUCUUUGUGUUCUUCAAAUCUGGAGAGGUUUCUUCAAUAUGUGACUCCCACAGUUCCUUCGCGACCCCUUCCUCAGAGCUGCUUUGAUAAUCUAAAUAGCCUCUGGCAACCACCUGGUAAAGACACAAUUGAGUAUUUCACGUUGAGAGAUCUCUGGGAUUGCUAUGAUGAAUGGAGUGCCUAUGGUGCUGGCACCCCAGUACUGUUGAACGGUGGUGAAACUGUUAUGCAAUACUAUGUUCCAUAUAUUUCCGCCCUUCAGAUAUACACUAACAAAUCAGCUGUCACUUCAAGGAAUCGUAAAGAGGAUAGUGAUGUGGUGGAAUUUGAAAAUGAUUCUUGGAGUGAUGACAGUGGGAGUGAUAACCUAUCAACGGCUCUAAGCAACAACUCUAGCAAGGCUUGGGAUGCUGUUUCUGAGGAUUCAAGCUUAGACCAGGAGGGUUCCUCGCCAAUGAGGGAUAGGCUUGGCUGCCUUUACUUUCAGUACAUUGAGAUGGCUUCUCCCUACUGGAGGGUUCCACUUAUGGACAAGAUAACUGAAUUAGCUCAGAAUUAUCCUGCAUUAAUGACACUCAAGAAUGUGGAUCUUUCCCCAGCAAGUUGGAUGGCUGUUGCUUGGUAUCCCAUUUAUCACAUUCCAAGCCAAAGAAACGAAAAGGACUUGUCAGCUUGUUUCCUUAGUUAUCAUACAUUGUCCUCAAGUUUCCAAGACAAUGCAGUGGAGGAUGCAGACACCAUUAACGGUAAAGCAAAAUCACAUCCUGAAGCAAUGAGAACCGUAGGAGACAAAUCUAAGGAAGAAAGCAAUGGUGGAAUUUCUCUUCCUCCCUUUGGGCUGGCUCCUUACAAGUUGCAAGGAGAUCUUUGGAUAAAGCCACAGACAUCUGAUCGUGAGAGGAUGAUGCAUCUUUACAGUGCUGCCGAAUCCUGGUUGAAGCAGCUUGGCAUCCAACACCAUGACUUCAACUUUUUUAGUUUCCAUUGUACCAUGUAAAUUUGUUUGGCGUCCAUUCAGUGAUCUAGCCACCGCCCAUCAAAAUUUCCCCCCAGGUGCAGUUCUCAAAACAUUCACAAACUACAAUCCCUGAGCUGAAAUUUUAAGUUCGCGUCCAAAGGAUAGCAACAGAUUACUCUGGGAAGUUCUGUUAAGAGGGGGAUUUUUGGACUCUGUUGUUUAUAUUUAUGUUUAUGUUUAUGUUUAUGUUUAUGUUUAUGUUUAUGUUUAUGAGGGGCUUAUAGAGAGGAUGAAGGAGUUUUAGAGGCAAUUUAGUUUUUAUUUAUGCCGAUCAACUCAUUAGCCUAUCACAUGACAUUUUUUCAUUUCCAGAAAGGAUGUGUAUAUAUGUACUGUUUUGGUCCCAA
This is a messenger RNA of Alnus glutinosa, 1606 nucleotides long. RefSeq lists its product as uncharacterized. Bases 228 to 1238 code for a protein of 336 amino acids. The transcript has 7 exons. The record is from RefSeq and is a predicted model, not a curated record. Lineage: Eukaryota; Viridiplantae; Streptophyta; Magnoliopsida; Fagales; Betulaceae.